AUGACGCCGAAGACGACGACCGGAACGACGCUCGGAUUCGACGACGACGACGACGACGGACGAGCGACGACGGCGAUGACGGACGCGCGAGCGAACGCGUCGACGGUGAAAGCGCGGGUGGUGACGCCGAUGCCGACGUCGACGUCGAACGUGGAGAUCGUGAACCUGCUGUCGAGCGAAGAGACGUCGAGCGAGGGAGGCGGGACGCUCGACGAGGGGGGCGAGGCGGCGCGCGGGUCGGGAAAGCGCGCCGAGGGCAGGGCGGUGGACGUCGAUGACGUCGUGGUCUUGGAUAAAGAGGAUGUGAACGACGACGCGCCGGCGCCGAGCGAGGUCGUGGAUGAGCUGAAGAAGUUUGGGGCGACGUCAGCGGAGUUGGCGUUCGUGUCCGCCUUGCGCGCGUUCUUCGAGGAACGGGGGGAGGAAUUCGCAAAGGUGAUGGUCGAAAAGGAGGUCGAAGAGCGCAUGCGCGAUCGAGCGCGCGAGGCGAACGCACUGGAGGCGAAUACGAACGCGACCAACCGCAAAGCUGCGUGUAUUCGCGAGGCGUGCCUUCGCGAGGCGAAGACGAAAGAACACGCUCGAGCGGUUGUGCGUAGGGCUUUAAAAACAUACAGAGACGAGUUGAGAAAGUGGGAACGAGCGGUUGUGCGAGCGCAGGUAGCUCCGGCUUCGACGAGCGACGCAUCGCCGUCCAGUUCCGCUCGUGAGGAUACGCUGACGCUGCCUUUUUGGCGACACGAUCGGGCGCUCGUCGAUGUGCCAUCGAAGACGGUGUCAGUGAAGACUCAAGUGGCGGUACAACCGUUUAGCUCUCACCAUCGCAACCGCCGCUCAUGGAAGAUGCGUGCGAACUCGGUGAAGACUCAAAAGGUUCGUUGCGUAAACCUGGGUAGCUCAGAGGCCGUACCGCCUUACAACUACUUUGCUUAUUCCACGCACUGUAAUUCGUUCAACGAGCACGACGAUAAUCAGUCCAGAUUGCUCUACAAGGACGAAGAGGGCGAGUUUGUAGAGGACCAGGCGGACGACAUCGAACAGGUCAAGGUGGCAAAUGAAUUUACGCGCGAGCAAGAGUUUGUGCUAGGCGCGCUGGCUUCCACGUUUAGUCGUUUCGUGCUGUUCGAUCACGUGGAGGUCAACGGCAUGCAACGCGAAACAGUUGUAAAGCACGUCGUGGAAGAGGUGUCAUCGAUCUUGAAGAUGGAAGAAGAGAUUGUCGUCGAUUGGUUGAACGAAGCGCGGACGACGCAGAGCACCAGCCGAGCUUGGUGCAUGUUUUUAGAAGCGAUCGAGAUCGUAUGCAAACUGUGGUCUCCGUACUCCAAGUUCGACAAUUUUGAGAGCUUGUAUAAGUUGAUGGGUGGUGUCUGCGAAACUUUAGCUCAAGUCGACACCGAUGGGAUAUUCUGGCAAUAUUUCGCACAAAUUGUCAUCAACGCCCCGACGAUGGCCCCGCUGAAGAAGCCAGUUAUCAUUUUUGAUACUCUGGAAGAGGCCACUGAACAACUUUCUGGCGCGUUCUGUCCAAGAUGUUUUGUAUUCGACUGCAGGACGCACGGAUCUUUGCAGCCAAAGUCGAGGGGGCGGAAGCACGCGAGUGAGAGAAAGCUCUUAUGGCGCGAACGCAUGCACAAGAAGGCGAACGUCAACGAAAAUGAUUUAAAAUGCUCUCCUGCGUGCUGGUAUCAGUCAUCUGAGUACAAAUAUCUUGCGACACACGGCAUGGUAUGUGUUUCUUGCGACCCAUCGGAACGAUCGCCGCUGUCGAAGGACUCGGAGACGGAAGAUCCAUUCGCGAAGAACAGAAGGAAGUGGCGCAACGUGCUGGAUGUUGAGAUCUUGAAAAAAGCUGUAGAGGUACUGAGCACUGCGGGAGGGAAGCCGACGGCGUGCGAUGUCACACUUUUCUUUGGUAAGCGACGUACCUGCGCCGAUGUUGGAAGACAAAUUCACUCGCUAGAGCUGAUUUCAAGUGGUGCCAUUGUCGCUGACGAAGACGUGGAAGAGGGCGACGAAGACGUAAACGGCAAGAAUAAAGGCAAAAAGCGAAAACAUCGCAGUGGUCAGACCAAGAAGAAGAACCCCACGAUCGCGAAUCGUUUGAAGCGAUCGAAAACGGAUGAAAAUGCGCUCGUGACUCAGUAUACCCCUUGCGACUGUGAGGGCCAGUGCGAUGCGGCGACGUGCUCGUGCAUACAGAAAGGUAUCUUCUGCGAGCGUUUUUGCAACUGUGGUCCAAACUGCGAUAAUGAAUUCCCAGGAUGCAAGUGCGAGACAACAAAGAAGACGUGCCGGACGAAUACGUGCCCUUGUUUCGCAGCUGGACGCGAAUGCACUCCGGAUAAGUGCCGGCGCUGCUGUAAGACCGCCGAUGCCCUUAUGCUGCCCAUUCGUCAAAAGUAUGGUUUCGUCGAUCCAGCGCAGACUGCAAAAAUACCUGACUAUCCGUGUGGUAACAUGAAACUUCAGCUCAGGCAAAAGGAACACGUGUGCUUGGGUAAGAGUGGUGUCGCUGGAUGGGGCGCGCACGUUCUUCACGGCGCACGCAAAGAUGACUUCAUCGGUGAAUACGUCGGCGAACUCGUCACUCAAGAUGAAGCCGAUAGGCGAGGGAUGGUUUACGACCGGAAUAAUUGCUCUUAUUUGUUCGACUUGAACAGUGAAUUCUGCAUCGAUGCGCAAAAUAGAGGGAACAAACUUCGUUUUGCGAACCAUUCCGUUCACCCUAACGUCCGAUCCGCCGUCAUGGCGGUCAACGGCGACAACCGCUUGGCCAUGUUUGCUUUGAGAGAUAUUGCCCCGGGUGAGGAGCUCUUCUUCGACUAUAGAUACAAAGAUGAAGUCGCGCCAGAAUGGCACGAGAAACGAGAGAAAGUUGAAAAGGACGCCAAGUCGGCGAAGAAAUCGAAGGGAAAUCGCAACAAGCACAGCGCAAAGAAGGCGUAUUGA
Molecule: messenger RNA, 2952 nt
Organism: Ostreococcus tauri
Lineage: Eukaryota; Viridiplantae; Chlorophyta; Mamiellophyceae; Mamiellales; Bathycoccaceae
Product: SET domain
Exons: 1
Coding region: 1-2952 (983 amino acids)
Biological process (GO): chromatin remodeling
Molecular function (GO): histone methyltransferase activity; protein binding
Source: RefSeq, a predicted model, not a curated record